UAUAUGUCAUCGAAUCCGAGUGGAGCGAUGAGGCACCAGCCACAAAAGUAGAGCUCACCUGUAACACAACCAAUGAAGCACUGUCUGUUUACUGGAAAAAGGACACAGAAGUGAGAGGAACUGGAAAGACACUGAUUGCUGAAGUCAAAGAAUUCCCAGAUGCUGGCAACUACACCUGUCUGGCAGCUGACACCCAUGAAAUCAUCAGCUACAGUUUUUUCCUCAUAACUAAAAUAGACUCAGAUGGACAAAUGAUGAGAUCAAUUCUGACAAGUUUUAAAGAACCAAAAGGAACAUUUUUAAAAUGUGAGGCAAAGAAUUACUCUGGAAUUUUCAUAUGUUCAUGGAUGACAGAAAAUGAGAGUCCAAGCAUGAAGUUCUCAAUCAGAAGUCUCAAAGGCUCUCAAGAUGUAACCUGCAGCAGCCCUGUGGCUCACACUGGUGACACAGUGAUUAAAUACACAGCCCAGUGCCAGAAAGAGAACUACUGCCCAUUCGCUGAAGAGCACCAGCCAACUGAGAUGUUCCUGGAGGUCAUCGAUGAGGUGGAGUAUGAGAACUAUACGAGCAGCUUCUUCAUCAGAGAUAUCAUAAAACCUGAUCCACCAAAAUGUCACUACGUGGCCAAAAAUGGAACAGUGACCUGGACAUACCCCAAAACUUGGAGCACACCAAAGUCCUACUUCCCUUUGACUUUCAGGGUCAAAGUUGAAAGCACAAAGAGACACAAAAUGAACCCAGAGAUUCGUGAGGUUGAUGAGCAGCAUGUUCAGAUUCCAAGGACUGGCCCAAAAGACAAGAUCUCUGUGCAGGCUCGGGAUCGCUACUACACCUCAUCUUGGAGUGCGUGGUCUUCACUUUGCAGGUAA
Molecule: messenger RNA, 869 nt
Organism: Tinamus guttatus (white-throated tinamou)
Lineage: Eukaryota; Metazoa; Chordata; Aves; Tinamiformes; Tinamidae
Source: RefSeq, a predicted model, not a curated record